AUGAGUGCCGAAGAAUAUAAAACUUUAGGGAAUAAAGCGUUCUCUGCACAUGAUUACAAAACUGCCAUAGAGCAGUUCACAAAAGCAAUUGAGCUUGAUUCGAAAAACCACGUACUUUAUUCAAACCGUUCUGCUGCCUAUGCGUCUUUAAAGGACUACUCUAAAGCGUUGGAAGACGCAAAUAAGACGGUAGAACUUAAAAAUGAUUGGGCAAAGGGCUAUAGUCGUAAAGGAGCAGCUCUUCAUGGUCUUAAUAGGCUUGAGGAGGCUCUCGAGACAUAUCAAGCUGGCCUCAAAAUUGAGCCAAAUAAUGAACAACUCAAAAAGUCGUUAACGGAAGUUGAAUCUGUACUCGCUUCUUCAAAUCCUUUCAACAAUUUGAUCCCGCGAAUUGCUGCUCAUCCCAGUUUGAAAAAAUAUCUCGAGGAACCAGAUUUUUUGCCAAAAAUCCAAGCUAUUCAACGAGAUCCCAAACUACUUUCAAUGUAUUUGCAAGAUCCUCGUAUAGGUGACGUGCUUAAACAUAUUUUAGGAAUUAAUUUCGGAUUUGGAGAUCGCGAGAUGGAUAUCUUCGACAAUCUGCCUGAGCAAAACAACGAACCCAAAGAAACGCCAAAGACAGAAUCUGAACCUGAACCUGAAAUAAUUACCGAAUCAACUGAGGAACAAAUGAAAAAGAAAGAAGCAGACAAAGAGAAGGAGUUCGGUAAUGAGGCUUACAAAAAAAGAGAAUUUGACGAAGCGUUAAAGCAUUACGAUAAAGCUUGGGAACUGGAUCCUACAAAUGUAACGAUCCUAACAAAUAAAGCUGCUGUUUUGUUUGAACAAGAAAAAUAUGAAGAGUGUAUUAAUAUUUGUAAAGAAGCGAUUGAAGUAGGUCGCGAGCAUCGUGCAGAUUACAAACUGGUUGCUCGUGCAUAUGGAAGAAUCGGAAACGCAUGUGUAAAACUCGAUAAAUUUGACGAUGCUAUAAAGUACUACAACAAAUCACUAACAGAGCAUCGUACUCCGGACAUUCUUAAAAAACUCAACGAGAUUGAAAAAUUGAGAGUAAAGCGCGAAAAGGAAGCCUAUUACAAUCCUGAACUUUCUGAUCAAGCACGUGAACGCGGCAAUGAACUUUUCAAGAAAAACGAUUUUGCCGGUGCAGUAAAAGAAUACACUGAAGCGAUUAAACGUAACGAAAAAGAUCCACGAGCGUACAGUAAUCGUGCUGCUUGUUAUACCAAGCUUAUGGCAUUCCAAGAAGCUUUGAAGGAUUGUGAAACUUGUAUUAGUUUCGACCCUACUUUUGUGAAAGCCUAUAUUCGUAAAGCCGCGGUAGAAUUUUUAAAGAAAGAAUAUGGAAAAUGCUUAGAAACGUGUGAACUUGCACGUCAACAUGACAUUGAAAAAAAGCAUGCCACUGAGAUUCUCCAGCAGAUCCGUAAAUGUCACGAAUCAAUGGGUCAAUCAGAAUCUUCUCAAGAAGAAGUAAUGGCAAAAGCAAGGAAUGACCCUGAGAUUCAGAGAAUUCUCCAUGAUCCUGUCAUGUCCCAAAUUCUGUCGCAAGCCCAAGAAGAUCCUCGAGCACUUAUGGAACACAUGAAGAAUCCAGAGGUUGCCAAUAAUAUUCGCAAAUUAAUGAAUGCUGGAAUUCUGAAACUAGCAUAA
Molecule: messenger RNA, 1653 nt
Organism: Ambispora gerdemannii
Lineage: Eukaryota; Fungi; Glomeromycota; Glomeromycetes; Archaeosporales; Ambisporaceae
Source: the annotation of a GenBank genome assembly